Arthroderma uncinatum is the source of this 873-nucleotide messenger RNA. RefSeq names its product fructose-bisphosphate aldolase. The transcript has a single exon. Lineage: Eukaryota; Fungi; Ascomycota; Eurotiomycetes; Onygenales; Arthrodermataceae. Gene Ontology annotation, biological process: carbohydrate metabolic process. Gene Ontology annotation, molecular function: aldehyde-lyase activity; zinc ion binding. The record is from RefSeq and is a predicted model, not a curated record. Bases 1 to 873 code for a protein of 290 amino acids.
AUGCCCCACGCAUCUCUAAAAAACAACCGGGCGCUGCCCCUCCUCGAUGAAGCUGUGGCCGGCAAAUAUGCUGUACCAGGAAUGUGCUGCUACAACCUCGAGGGCGUUCUAGCUACUGUUCGCGCUGCAGAAGCCAAACGGUCACCGGCCAUGGUUCUCCUCUUCCCGUGGGCCAUCGAGUACGCUGACGGCCUCCUCGUACAAGCCGCCGCGACAGCAUGCCGUAACGCCUCGGUGCCAGUGACCCUACACAUGGACCACGCUCAGAGUCCCGAAAUCAUCAAGCGAGCGGCCGACAUGUCUCCUACCUUCGACAGCAUCAUGCUCGACAUGUCUCAUUUUGAAAAGGCCGAGAACCUUGCCCUCACGCGCGAGCUGGUGGAAUACUGUAAUGCUCGCGGCAUCGCUACGGAGGCAGAACCAGGCCGUAUCGAAGGUGGAGAGGACGGUGUGGCUGAUACGGCUGACCUAGAAGGGAUGUUGACUACGCCGGAGGAGAGUCAAGAGUUCGUUGAUACGGGAAUUGAUUGGUUAGCUCCUGCAUUUGGAAAUGUGCAUGGAGAGUAUGGGCCUAGAGGUAUACGGUUGGAGUACGAUCGGUUGCAGAGGAUUAAUGAGGCGGUAGGGAAGCAGACGAAAUUGGUCCUUCAUGGCGCGGACCCGAUGACGAAGGAAAUCUUUGAUAAGUGCAUCGAGUGUGGUGUGUCGAAGGUGAAUAUCAAUAAGGUCAUGAAUAAUGAGUAUAUGAAGGUGCAGAGGGAGAACGCGGGUCGGGUCCCUAUUACGAAACUGCAUGAGAUGGCGACGGAUGCAAUGCAAAAGGCCGUGGAGAACUCGAUGGAUCUCCUGGGCUCGACGGGGAAGGCUGCUUGA